AUGACCACCGAAUACACGAGAAAUGAAGUGGCGCGUCAUUGUACUGCCGAUGAUUUAUGGAUUAUUUUUGAUGGAAAGGUUCAUAAUAUGACACCCUACUUCGAAUUUCAUCCUGGAGGCAGUGCUAUGUUACGACAAGCGGGCAAGGAUGCUUCAGCUGCGAUGCGACUCGUACAUAUGCAUGGAAUAUCGUGGUCGGCGAUUGAGAAGAAACUUGAAGAAUGUAAAAUUGGAGUCCUUAAACAGUAA
Necator americanus (New World hookworm) is the source of this 249-nucleotide messenger RNA. RefSeq lists its product as uncharacterized. Lineage: Eukaryota; Metazoa; Nematoda; Chromadorea; Rhabditida; Ancylostomatidae. The record is from RefSeq and is a predicted model, not a curated record. The coding region runs from base 1 to 249 and encodes 82 amino acids. The transcript is spliced from 3 exons.